AUGUUUGUUCGAAUAAUCCAAUAUUGCGGUUUCAUUACUUCAGUCUUUCUCAAUUUAUUUCUCGCAUUCCUAAUUGCCACAAAAAUGAGCAAAAAAGUUGGAUCCUACAAAUAUCUCAUGUUAAACUUUGCAUUUUAUUCAAUCUGGUUUGCUAUUGUUGAAUUUUGUGUUCAACCAAUUAUGCACUCAAAGGGCUCGAUUUUUGUGAUGAUGGUUGAUAGUUUUCUCAAGGAACAUCAUUUUGCUGGCCUCAUUUUGCUAUGUGAGAUUUUUUUUGGGAAGAAGAAGCUAAUAUUCUGAAUCUUCUUUAGAGCCUGGUCCAAUUUUUUUCAAAUUCAGGUUUGUACAUCGGCUCGUUUGGUCUAUGCAUCGGUCUCCUAGCUGCUCAUUUUUUCUACAGAUAUCUAGCAGUUUGCAAGCGUCAAGCUUUAGCUUCUUUCGAAGGCUUUAGGCUUAUCAAAAUGUUUAUUCCCGGAAUAAUCAUGGCUACGAUUUGGACUCUAAACUCAUAUUUUAUUUUGAAACCUGCUCCGCUGAAAUCGCAAUUAUUAUAGUAAGAUUUCCCUGGUAUUCCUAUAAUAUACUCAAUUUCUUUUUUACAGUGAAACAGUUUUGGAAUCCUAUCAAGUUGAUAUUUAUGAUGUUCCCUACGUCUCAAUUUUAUACUAUGUGAGCUCUCAAAAAUAUUCUCUUUGAGUUGAGAAAAAAAGUUUUCUUGAUUUUCAGCACAGGGACAGUUCUAAUAACUUGAUUAUUGAUUGGCUUGAUUGGUAUGAUUCUUGCAUAGCUGUUCUAAUUAUGAAUAUUUGUUUUUCAACAAUGAUUUAUUGUGGAUAUCGAUGUUACAAAGAACUAGAUCAUAUCCCAAACAUGAGCAAUCGCACAAAAAAUCUGAAUCGUCAAUUAUUUCAAACCCUUGUUGUUCAAACAUUAGUCCCAUUAUUCACACUUUUCAUCCCGGUUUCGAUACUUUUUACACUUCCAAUGUUUUCGAUUGAUUUGGGAACAAUUGCGAAUACAACUGGAGCUUAUGCGAGUAUUUAUCCGGCGCUGGAUGCAUUGACUGUUAUUUUUAUGAUUCGAGAUUUUCGAGAUGUGAUUUUUUGUCGAAUGAAGAGGGGGAAGAUUGGAGUUGUAACGACGAAAGAUACGUCAUCUGUGAUCAAAGGAGAAACUCCGAAUGUUUGA
Molecule: messenger RNA, 1188 nt
Organism: Caenorhabditis angaria
Lineage: Eukaryota; Metazoa; Nematoda; Chromadorea; Rhabditida; Rhabditidae
Source: the annotation of a GenBank genome assembly